Molecule: messenger RNA, 267 nt
Organism: Cooperia oncophora
Lineage: Eukaryota; Metazoa; Nematoda; Chromadorea; Rhabditida; Trichostrongylidae
Source: the annotation of a GenBank genome assembly
AUGGAUAGGAAGCUAUCUGAAAACGCUUUGUCACAUAUUGCCUAUCUUUCUUUUCCACCGGAACUUGACGCCUCAAAAGAGCGCCUUGUAUCGGAUGACGACGAAGGAGUUUCGUUGUGCCUCCUCCUUUCCCAUCUACAGCGAUCAAGAGGUGAGGUGACCUGCAAAAUACUCCUCAAGAACGUGGCUGACAAGGAGACUGUUGUUGCGAUGCGUGAUGUUGUGCUAGGGCAUGUGCUCAUUACAAGAAUAGAGAUGAUCAGAUGA